AUGUCUUCCCUGGUCUCCGAGUUCAUCAUCAACCCCGUCUUGCGCCAGGCGCGCCGAUUUUCCGAGAUAUCCCGCUCGACGCUCGCCGGCGACGAGGACCACCCCAAUGCCGUUGCUCCUCUGGACGCGGUGAGCGAUUCUAGCCACCCCGACGAUGCCGCUGUCGGAGAGCCUGUGGCCCCCGCCCCCGCGACACCCCGCUCCAGGCCGCUCAGCACGUCGACGGAAGAGACGCGAGUCGAAGAUGUGCCGGCCAGCUCGCCGCCUCGCGACGAUGUCCCGCGGGACCAUCUGGGCUUCCCGGUGACCCCUAAGAAGGGCCGGGGCAUCCCCGAGGACGAUGGGAUGCGCGAACUGAGGACUCGCAUCCACGCGAUCAACGCGCAGGACAUCCCGUCAGCUGACAAGGCGAGGCGGAUCCAUGAUAUGCUGCUUGAAGGAUAUAGGGCGUCGCAGAACGGCAUCCGGAGUGUGGUGAUCCCCCCGAGCUCCCCGGGCAAGGAGCCGGCUCUGCACGCGUACGAGCCAUCCGGAUCUACGGGACCGUUGGAAUCCCUCAAGUUCUGGAACGGCCAGCUUGGCGACACGCCGUCCGAGAAGUUCAACCUGACGGAGAGCGACAUUACCCCGACGUUUGCGCCCAUUCGGCAGCCCAAGACGCCCGACAGCCAGAGCCCAACGUCAGCACCGUCGUCUCCGUCGGACCUUAGCCCGCCCCUUGGUUGUCAACACUACGAGCGCAAUGUCAAGCUGCAAUGUUCUACGUGUGCCAAGUGGUACACUUGCCGCUUCUGCCACGACGCUCAGGAAGACCACAAUCUGGUUCGCAAGGAGACGAAGCACAUGCUCUGCAUGCUGUGCAGCACGCCGCAAAAGGCGUCUGACGUCUGCGUCAACUGUGGCGAGAUUGCGGCAAACUACUACUGCAACAUCUGCAAGCUGUGGGAGAAUAGGAAAUCGAAGCCGAUAUACCAUUGCAAUGACUGCGGGAUCUGCCGGCGGGGGCUCGGCCUGGGCAAGGACUUUUUCCACUGCAAGACCUGCCGCGCCUGCAUCACCACGUCGAUACAGAGCUCGCACAAGUGUAUCGAGCGGUCGACCGACUGUGAUUGCCCCAUCUGCGGCGAAUACAUGUUCACGUCGCCGAAACCCGUCGUCUUUAUGCCAUGCGGCCAUAGCAUCCACAAAAAGUGCUACGAACAGCACAUGAGGAGGUCCUACAAGUGCCCGAUUUGCAACAAGAGCCUCGCGAACAUGGAGACGCAGUUCCGCAACCUCGACGUGGCAAUCCAAAGCCAGCCCAUGCCGCCAGAGUUCCGAGACACCAAGGCCACGGUACUGUGCAACGACUGCUCGGGAAAGUCGACGGUUCCGUAUCACUGGUUGGGGCUCAAGUGUUCAAUAUGCCGCUCGUACAACACCGUGGAGCUCCAGAUGCAUGGCGAGGGGAGUCAAGUUGGGGAGGCAUCGGGUCCGGCAGCGCAGGUGUCCGCCCAGCCCGAUCAGGCUCAGGCUCGGGUUGAGACGGAGUCGGCAGCCCCUCGCGCCGGCACGCUGAUCCCAAACAGGCGGCGUCACUCGUCCCACGGCGUCGAGCUCUCCUAUCGCGUCCCCGAUAGAGUCGCACGAUCUCUGUCGCCUUUGCCAUCGGGCUUGGAAUCCUAUCAGCCCCAGACUGCCGCGGACGUCGACUCGGAAGACGACAUUUUUGGGUUCUGGAGGGGCAACGGUGCAGACGAGGCGUCUAGCGACUCGGGCGACUCGGGCUCCGAGUCGGAGCAGGAGAGCGAUGGCCCGCCAGACGUUGACGAGGAGGAUGACGAAGAUGAGAUUCUGCUCAUCGGCCAUCGGUGA
This is a messenger RNA of Purpureocillium lilacinum, 1854 nucleotides long. RefSeq lists its product as uncharacterized. NCBI's taxonomy places the organism in Eukaryota, Fungi, Ascomycota, Sordariomycetes, Hypocreales, Ophiocordycipitaceae. The record is from RefSeq and is a predicted model, not a curated record. Gene Ontology annotation, molecular function: zinc ion binding.